AUGGCGCUGGAGCGGGCGCUGCUGGCGGCGAGGCAGGGCGACGUGGAGGCUCUGCGGGGGCUGCGGGCGGCCGGGCUGCUACGGCCGGGGCUGCGGGACGCCCUGGGCGCCUCCCCCGCACACCAUGCCGCCCGCGCCGGCCGCCUCGCCUGCCUCCGGUACUUGGCGUCCGAGGCCGCACUCCGAGGGGACGCGCGGGCGCGCAACGGGGCCACGCCGGCCCACGACGCCGCCGCCACCGGCAACCUCGCCUGUCUCCAGUGGCUGCUCACGCAGGGGGGCUGCGGAGUGCAGGACACAGACAACUCUGGUGCCACCAUCCUACACCUGGCAGCCCGCUUCGGUCACCACGAGGUGAUUGACUGGCUCCUCCGCUUCGGGGGCAGUGAUCCCACAGCAGCAACCGACACAGGAGCACUGCCCAUCCACUAUGCUGCAGCCAAAGGGGAUUUCCCUUCCCUGCGACUCCUCUUGGGACACUGCCCAAGCACACUGAGUGCCCAGACAAAGACAGGGGCCACCCCACUGUACCUCGCCUGCCAGGAGGGUCACCUGGAAAUCAUUCAGUACCUGGUGCAGGACUGUGGGGCCGACCCCCACACAUGUGCCCAUGACGGCAUGACCCCGCUCCACGCUGCUGCCCAGAUGGGACACAACACUGUCAUCGUCUGGCUGAUGAGCUUCACAUCCGUGAGCCUGUCAGAGCGGGACGCCGAGGGGGCCACAGCCAUGCACUUUGCUGCCAGCCGUGGCCACACCAAGGUGCUGAGCUGGCUGCUGCUGCAUGGUGGCGAGAUCACUGCCGACAGCUGGGGUGGCACACCACUGCAUGAUGCCGCUGAGAAUGGAGAGCUGGAGUGCUGCCAGAUCCUUGUGGUGAAUGGUGCCGACCUCAGCAUCCGUGACCAGGAUGGCUACACAGCUGCUGACCUUGCCGACUACAACGGCCACGUGCACUGCGCCCAGUACCUGCGCACGGUGGAGAAUAUGAGCCUGGAGCACCGUGUGCUGUCGCGAGACCCCUCAGCAGACGGGGAAUACCGACAGCCUGACUCGGGCAUGUCGUCACCCAACACCACGGCAUCAGCACCCCAGGCACGCUUUGAGGUGGGCUCCCCUGCCAGCACCCUCUCCAACUACGACUCCUGCCACUCCAGCCAGGCAGGGGGCACAGGGCUGGCUCCCCCUGACCCCCUCCCCUGUGCAGGGGUGCCCGAGCCAGCGCUGGUGGACAUGCAGGCCUACAUGGACAUGCUGGACCCUGAGACACGGCCGCGGGGCCGGGGGCCAGCAGGCGAGAGGCACCCCCUACCUCCACCCCCUGCCUUCCCACCACCUCCACCACCCCCUGCCAGUCGGCCGCCCCCACCACCCCCUGACUACCCUGCACCCAUCCCCCCUGCUGCCCCCCACACCGCUGACAUCUACGUGCGGGCCAAGAACAACCUGAGGCACGUGGAGCGCCAAGCACUGCGCCAAGAGGUAUGGCCCUGUAGCAGCCCCGAGGGCCUGCGCCGGGCCGACUCCACCCGGCGCUCCAGGACAUUCGGCAAGCAGCCGAGCACCGGCGACUACUACAAACACCUGGGGCACGGCACAGGCGAGCAGCCCAACUCCCGGCGGAUGGCCCACAGCGAGGAGGCAUCGCCCAUCUCAGCGGACACCAUGCGCAACGGGGAAAACAAACCUGGCACUGAGCUGCCACCACCACCACCACCCCCGCCACUGCCCGAGGCUGCCUGCCCACCGCCCCCACCACCCCCACCGCCAGCCGAGACUGCCACCGGACCCCGCCGCUCCUCCUCCUCCACGGGAAGAGGAAAGGCGCUCAGGCAGAUGAAGAGCACCAAGUCCUUCAACAUGAUGUCCCCCACCGGUGACAACUCGGAGCUGCUGGCCGAGAUCAAGGCUGGGAAGAGCCUCAAGCCGACGCCACAGAGCAAAGGCUUCACCACCAUCUUCUCCGGCAGCGGCCAGGCAGGGGCCAACGCAGAGUCGCCGGUGUCCUCCCCGUCACCCACCAGGACGCCCACUCCACCGGCCAGCCCCGAGGCUACUGGGCCGCCACGCUGCCUGGCCGGGGGCUCGCCGGAGCCGGUGCUGAACGGGAGUUCGCCGGUGCCGGCGGCGGGUGUCGGGACGGUGGCGGAGGCGGAGGCGCUGGUGCCGAGCCACGACGAGCAGGGCCGGCCCAUCCCCGAUUGGAAGCGGCAGGUGAUGGUGCGCAAGCUGCAGCUCCGCAUGCAGGAGGAAGAGGAGCAGCGGCGCAAGGAGAAGGAAGAGGAGGCACGCCUGGCCAGCAUGCCGGCCUGGAGGAGAGACAUCCUGCGCAAGAAGCUGGAGGAGGAGAGGGAACAAAAACGGAAAGAGCAGGAGAAGCUGAAGCGGGAGGAGGAGGAGAAGGAGAAGGCGCAGUCAGAAAAGCUAAGGACUCUCGGGUACGAUGAGACAAAGCUGGCGCCCUGGCAGCGGCAGAUCAUCCUCAAGAAGGGGGACAUAGCCAAGCACUAGCCACACCUCACCACGCCCUGGCUCUUCGUGGUGGAAGGAGGCUGGCAGGUCCCGCCACGCACCGGGACACGCCUCGGCACCCUCCUCCCGCUGCGGACAGCCACGUAGCCCAACCCAGAGGAGCCCCCACCGCCGCCCCAGGCACCCAUAGCCCCCGUCCCGCUGCCGCCAGCCCACCACCACCCUGUGCUGCCCUUGGCAAAGCGAGCUGCCGCGGCAUAGGGCACCUGGCUCCUCACUUGCCGCACUGCCUGGCUCCCCGUGCUCCCCGCUGGCACCUCUCGCCAUUGCGGCCCCUCCCACCCCUGGAGCUGCUGGAGGCUGGCUCC
Molecule: messenger RNA, 2840 nt
Organism: Calypte anna (Anna's hummingbird)
Lineage: Eukaryota; Metazoa; Chordata; Aves; Apodiformes; Trochilidae
Gene: ESPN
Product: espin
Exons: 15
Coding region: 1-2511 (836 amino acids)
Biological process (GO): actin filament bundle assembly
Cellular component (GO): cytoplasm
Molecular function (GO): actin filament binding
Source: RefSeq, a predicted model, not a curated record